UUUUUAUCACUCCUUUUUCGAUUUAUUAACACUUCUCGCAAAAACUUGAGAUUAAACGUCCAUAACGGUUCAAUAGGCUUAUUUAUGUAAACUGUUUUUAAUGUUUUGUAUUUAUUUCAGAUAUUGUUAGAAGAUGGUUGCAAGUGUAGUGUUUUUCUUAGUAGUUUUAAUGGGAGUCAUGAAUACAGAGGCUGUUGUCACAAAUGAAGAUAUCAGGGUAGCAAUUUUACAAAUUGUCAAUGUAGUUCGAGCGACGGGUGACAAAUUAGAAAAACACGAGUACCGCGAUAGGGUGCUCGGCGAGCAAUUAAAGAAAGGCAUGAUAAACAUCGAUAAGCGGAUAAAAAUGUUAGAUCCGCUCAAAGGAACCGUCGGGAGGUUGGACGAAAGAUUGGCGGCCGUCGAAACGAUUUUAAUGCAAACGAACGAAAGAGAAAAAAUGCAAUUGCAGCGGACGUACGAGGCGGUCAUUGACAUACAGAAAAAUCUGCCUGUUAUUAUGGAGGAGAUGAAAAACGAAAUUAUUUCAAAGAUUUCAGCAAAUGAACCUCCUGCUCAGAUCACGGAACCUAUAAUGUCUAAGAAAGACUUUGAGAAAAUGGAAAAAGAGGUGAUGAACAAAAUUGACAAAGUUACCAAUACUAUAGGAAAAAUCGAAAACGAGGUUUCUAAGAUUAAAACAGACAACCAACAAGUUAAAGAUUUACAUAACAAAUCAUCGGACAAUUUGGAAAAGUUAAAAAGACACUUCAAUGACAGUCAACAGUUGUUAAAUAAGUAUGAUAAAAAACUAGCUGACUAUAACAGUAAAACUGACAAUAAAGAAAAUCAAGAGUGGAAGCAUAACGUCAUAAAAGCUUUGGAUGGUCAAAAAUCUAGUGUUAAAGACAUCUUGCAAGAUUUGAAAAGUCUCCAUAGUCAGGUAAAACAAUUACCACAAAAAGAUGUAAUUAAUAAGUUACAAAAUUCUAAUAACAAUUGUCAAGAUCCCUCUUUAAAACAAGUUUUACACAAGAUCGAAGGUAAAUUAAAUAAAACCCACGAUGAGGUUACGAAAAAUCUUAAUGGACUGACACAACUUACUAGUACUUUGAACAAAAGCCUGGCUAACACAAAUAAUGCGGUCAAUUCACAGAAAUCUAGUGCAAAAGAUAUCAUACAAAAUAUUAAAAAUGUACAAAAUCAACUUCAUAAACUACCUCAGAUAGAAGAAUUGGCAACAGGUCAACGAGAAACUAUUAAAAAAUUAGAAAUUACCAUGAAAAACAUUGAUAUUCUGAGAGACGUUGGUAACAUGGUUGUUGGCACUAGUAAAACUCUCGUGGAGAAUUGUUCUAAAACAAAUAAUGGUUUGGAUUCUCAAAAGUCUAAUUUACAAGAAAUUUUAAGGAAUGUUAAAAACCUACCAAACCAACUUCACAACAUUCCACAAAUUGAUGAAUUAGCAGCUGCUCAACGAACAGCUGUGAACAAAUUAGAUGAUGCUGUGAAAAAUAUUCAUGGUUUAACAGAAGUCACUGCUACUCUUAUGAAAAGUAUUGCCAACGCAAAUAGUGCUUUAGACGCUCAGAAAUCAAAUACGCAAGAAGUUUUAAGCAACAUUAAAAACGUACAAAAUCAGCUACGUAAACUUCCACAAAUGGACGAACUGUCUACUGAACAAAGAACUGCCGUAAACAAAUUGGAAGAUAUAUUAAAAAAUAUCAAUGGUUUGACAGAAAUUACCGGCAUUCUUAUGAAAAGUUUUGCUAAUACAAAUAAUGCUCUUGAAAACCAAAAGACUGAUGUCAAAGGAAUUAUACGAAAUAUCAACAAUUUACAGGACAAGAUAAAUUAUUUACCACAGAAAGAAGAAGUUUUAAGGAAAUUAGAAGAUAUAUCUGCCGGCAGCAGAUCAAGUGUCUCUCUAGAAGAUAUCAAGGAAGCUAUAAAUGAGAUGAAGAACAAUAUAAACAAAAAUCAGAAUUAUACUGCAAGAAAUCUUAGAAAUAUUACGGACGCAACUGAAAAUUUGAUGAAGAACGUCGCUACAAACUAUGCUUUUAAUGGUCAACAGUCAGAUGUAAAAGAAAUCCUGAUCGACGUAAAAAAUCUACAGAAUAAAAUAAGUCAGCUACCACAAAAAUACGACGUAGGUAUACAUCAAAAUUAUACUUUACAAAAACUGGACAAACUGUCAGCUGACGUGUCAAUUUGUAAGCAACAAUCCACAGAUGAAGUUCGACACGUUCUGGAAAGUAUUAUAAAUAACAUCAAUAAAUCUCACGAAGAUAUCAUUGAAAAGCUUAACGAUCUCUCUGAAAUUACAGCUACUCUCGGAGGAAAUUUUGUAACUAACUAUGAUAAAAUUAGAAAUGAAAUUAAAGGUUUAAAUAGGUUAGACCAAGUAAUGAUAAACACUGCCGAUAGUGUUAUUGAUACCAAACGAAAAGUAGAGUUUGGAGUGCACCAAAUUUUGGCGGAGAUAUCCAAAUAUUCGAAGGAAACCACUAAACAUGUCCAACAAGCAGUGAGUAACAGACUAGAUACUUUCGAAACAUCAAUUUUGGAUCCAGACACUGGAGCUCUGGCUAAUUCAACAUCAAAGAUAGAAGAUGACAUCCAACAAGUUUGGCGGCAAAUAGGAAUAAUGUAUCAACAAAUGAGUACCAACUCAGAUGCUCUUAAACAAUUGCAGAAUCAGACUGAUGCGUAUAUUACUGGUUCCCUUGGGACAAUGAACAAUAUGAAAGGAAAAGUUGGUCAAAUAACGGGACGAAUAACUGAGGUUGAUGAAAAUCUCAACUAUCUGCUCGGAAGACUUUCGUUGGUAACGCAAGAAUUUAACGGAAUCAAAACCGGUCUCAGCUCUGCAUUAGAAAAAAUCAAAGAAAGUUUCCAUGCAGUACAGAAAAAAAUUGAUGAAGGACCAGGACCACACAAUAUUGACAGCAGUGAAGAAGUGCCUCCCACAGCUUAAUUUUUUUAAUAAUUCUUAUUUAUUGCAAUGUUUGUUCGAGCGAAUAUUUGUAUUUUAGUAUAGCUAGACUUAAUUUUUUAUUAAAGUGUGAGUACUUCAAAACCGUAAAUAAAAUUUAAAAAAAUCGUUUAAAAAGUCUGUUCAACCUAAAAUAAAAAAAGCAAUAUGCUAAACAUACACCAUCAUUGUCAUUGGUAGUAAAGUUCUAGUAUUGAUUAUAAACCACCACCUAGAUACCUCACUCUAAGGUAAAAACGAAUUCAGUGUUA
Diabrotica balteata is the source of this 3228-nucleotide messenger RNA. NCBI's taxonomy places the organism in Eukaryota, Metazoa, Arthropoda, Insecta, Coleoptera, Chrysomelidae. The record is from the annotation of a GenBank genome assembly.